Punica granatum (pomegranate) is the source of this 2579-nucleotide messenger RNA. The record is from RefSeq and is a predicted model, not a curated record. Lineage: Eukaryota; Viridiplantae; Streptophyta; Magnoliopsida; Myrtales; Lythraceae.
UCUCUCUCCCUCCUCUCUCUCCUCUGUCUCUCUCUGUACGCAGAAGACGCGGUUGUUUAGGGUUCUAGCUUCUGUAGUGAAGUACGAAGGGACAGAGAAAGUUGGAUGAGUGAUCGGAUGACGUAGAAUCCUGUUGCUUUGUGGAGAAUUAUGUCAAAAUUGAAGUUCUUUUGUUCUUGCCAACUUAUGAAUUUACGCUCUUUUAUACAUAUACACGUACCAGCGUAUAUGGGCAUGUAUCGUGUAUGGGCGGCAGUCGGUUAUUUCAAGGUUGAAUUUCGUGUUUUGAAGUCGGGUCUUUGAGUGUUCGGCACUGUUUAUUCCCUUUUCACUUGAAGGGUGUGCUCAAACAGUGAAGUUUUGGGUAAAUAUGGCAUCUUCUCACUCGGAUGCUGCUCGAAUGGAACAGAUUAUCACUGAAUUCUUUGCCAAGAGUCUCCACAUAAUACUCGAGACAAGGUCCCCUUACAUGUCCUCACGUAAUUUUAGUGGUGAGCAGACUGUAUCAUCGCCGUCUUCUUCCUCUUCAUCCUCAUCGAGUGUGAGGCCGAGAGACAAAUGGUUUAACUUGGCUCUCAGGGAAUGCCCUGAAGCGUUAGAGAACCUUGAUCUCUGGCGCCAAAGCAACCUUGAGCCUAUGGUUGUUGAUGUUAUCUUGGUAAAGAGAUCUCUUGACUGGGAUCCGAUCAACUUUUCCCCUAAACCUGAGCUUCCUAAGAAUUUGUCAUCGAAAGAAGCAUACUUGAAUUGCUGGAAUUCUGAUCAAGAGGAGUUAGGAACUGAGGGACAGUGUGAAAAGAUUAUUGAGAGGUGGGUUGUGCAGUAUGAAGUCAGGAAGACGAAGGGUGGUGGAAAAGGGGGAAAAAGGUCGAGCAGUAAUCUUCUGUCCUUAUUGUAUAAGAAGUCAAUGCUGCUCUUGAGAUCUUUAUAUGUGACCGUUAGGCUUUUACCUGCAUAUAAAAUUUUUCGUGACCUCAAUUUGACUGGCCAAAUUCGCUCUUAUUCUCUUGCUCAUCGAGUCUCUUCUUUUGCUGAGCCCUUUACUCGCAGAGAAGAGGCAGAAAUGCAGCGAUUCAGUUUUGGCCCCGUCGAUACAUCUUGUGGUAGGCUUUGCCUUUCAGUGAUGUAUCGCUCAUCACUCUCUGAUGUGAGUUCUGAGGGAUUUACGCCAAUGUCUCCCCAGUUUAUCCCUGAUUAUGUUGGAAGCCCAUUGGCAGACCCGCUUAAGAGGUUCCCCUCAGUUCCAAUGUCUCAUGGCUCACCAUCUUUGCCAUUUUCAAGACGGCAUAGCUGGAGUUUCGAUCAAUAUAGAGCCUCUCCACCUAUUUCCAUUUCACCCUCGCCGACAUAUUCUGAACCUUAUGCUCCCACUUCAAACCCUUGUCGUUUUCCACCUCCGAGCUUGCCACCUCACCCACCCGAGACAUCCAACCGUCGGAAGGAUAAUGCUAGCUUUGAUGAAUAUUGUCCUUCCCCUACCUUCUCUCCUUCUCCAUCUCCCUCUCCUCCUAUUUAUAUACCUGGGAGUCACAUAUCGAAAGUCCUCUUACGAUCUGAAAGUGCUCCAGUUAACAUACCUACCAAAAAACUCCAAACUUCUUCACUAAAGAAUCCAAAUUUGCCCCCCUCUCCUCCCCUUAAAGGUACAAGAGGAGGCACCCCUAGGGCCGAUAAAACCAUGGUUCCAACCCAGCUUAAUGCGACAGUUGAGAAGAUGCUUGUUGGGAAAGAUGAUAGUAAAAGAUACACUGGUGUGAAAAUAUCAAUUUCCAGAAGCUCCAGCAGAUCUUUUCAUGAGGAUUUUGACGAGUCAGAGUUGACUUGCCCAUUUGAUGUGGAUGAUGAUGACAUAAUAGAUCAUGGUACCAGGCCUGAAUCAUUUGAUCAGAAGGGAUGUCUCAGGGAACCACUGGAGCCAGGGGGGUUGAUGCCCAUGCGGAAAUCUCAGGGUGCUGCUGUCGGUGCUCUUGUAGACCUGCUGAAGAAAGCACCGCCUCUUUCUCAAGAAUACUCUCAUUCCACAAUCCCCUCACAGAUCCACAGUGACGAAGCUUAUAAAACAGGCACUGAUGAUCCCGAUUUGAUCUCCAAGUCACAGACAGUUCAAGUUUGCACCUCGAGUGUUACCUCUUCUGGGAUUCUUGUGUCCAAGACAACAGCUGAUGCCCUGGAAGAACUCGGGACUUAUCGAGAGAUGAAGAACUUGUUGCUUAGCCAAGGUGGGAGACCUCAGAUGCUGACCGGUUAUGCCUCUGCAGUGGAGAGCAUGGGAAAAGGCACAAAGUGAGAACUUUGUGUUUAAAAAUCCCAUGCGCACACAUACAACAUUUACUAUAGUUUUUUAAUAUGGCUUUGCUCUACUACCAGAGGGUUGCUAGAUUGCAUCAUGCGAACUCGUACCGUAUCUAAGACGAGAACUAACCUAUGCACAAUGAGUGGAGGUUGCUCCAUGUAUCCCUAACAUGUAAAUAGCCCUCAACCUAUGAUGUGUUUAUUGCUGAACAUCAACAGAUCAACCCGGAGUCGGGGUCGCCUUUUGGUGUUGCUGCAGCUAUAAUCUAGUUGUUUUCCUUGUACAA